AUGGACAUCCUCGUCCAUGUCUCCGCCCCCAGCAGCAUCAGCGACGAUGCGCGAUACCGAGUUCAGGCUGCCGCCAUCCGGGCCAUGAUGCAGCCCACAGCUGGAUCUGAAGGUCAAGCGCAAGUCCAAGUUGAAUCAGUUGCGGCCGUCCCCUGCCUACCUGCAGACCCUUUUGCGCCCGAGCCCGAGACUCAGGCGAUCGCAGCCGAGGCCCCGACCCAGAUCGGAAAUUCAAUUUCGAGUCUCGACCAUUCCCUCGAUAGCAUCAUCAGCGUCAUUCCCGAUUCGCAGCCCACCCAGGCACCACUGCAAAGGGAAGAUCCGGAGCCACUAGAUCCUCUUCUCCCGCCUCCGUCCAAGCGCCGUCGUUCCGAAGUACUACAAUGUACUUCUGUCACCCCUGCCCCUGCUCCUGCCCUUCCUCGCUUAUCCCCGAGUCCAAGUCCAUGUCCAAGUUCUAUCCCGCCCCCAAUCUCCACGGGCUCACACUCAGACUACACCUUGUUCACUCAACUACCCGUAGAAAUCCGGCCCCCUCCACCCCCAAUCUCCACAUCCCCCUUCACCACUCACAUCACACCCACUCUAUGCAUGCUCGUCGACCGACUCAAUCCAGCCCGUAUCUAUAAACCCAUCCGCCAAGUCCGGGUUCUCGAUACCCUGGAGCGCGGGUACUGGGUCGUGCAGAUCCCUAUCCGUCCGGACCCGCCUGCAGGCACUAUCGGGGCUAGAGGGGAGUCUUGCUGGAAUGGGGAAUUGUUCGCGAGGUUUUGGGGAUUUUUGAGCGUUUUUAUUGGACAGGAGGGGGAGGGCCGGUUGGGGGGUUUGGUGUAUUCUGGAAAGGGUCGAAGAUCAGGGAUUAGGAUUAGGACUAGAGGAGGGUCGGGAUGA
Molecule: messenger RNA, 891 nt
Organism: Penicillium atrosanguineum
Lineage: Eukaryota; Fungi; Ascomycota; Eurotiomycetes; Eurotiales; Aspergillaceae
Exons: 1
Coding region: 1-891 (296 amino acids)
Source: RefSeq, a predicted model, not a curated record